Molecule: messenger RNA, 4132 nt
Organism: Plectropomus leopardus (leopard coralgrouper)
Lineage: Eukaryota; Metazoa; Chordata; Actinopteri; Perciformes; Serranidae
Product: somatostatin receptor type 2-like
Biological process (GO): cellular response to estradiol stimulus; neuropeptide signaling pathway; cellular response to glucocorticoid stimulus
Cellular component (GO): plasma membrane; neuron projection
Molecular function (GO): somatostatin receptor activity; neuropeptide binding
Source: RefSeq, a predicted model, not a curated record
ACGGCUUUUUCUUCUUUUUCUUAAGACGCGGAUUGCCAAAGUUUCGAUUUAUAAACGCGGAAUAUUUCUUGGAAGUAAAAAUGACCUGAGAGACGUUGUACACCCACCAGCUCUGACAAAGGUGGCGCGUGGGCGCUUGAACGCCAGCGCCGUGCGUAAUAGUCGAGGAGCAGGUGGAUGGAGAGGCUGGCGGGAUGCAGCUUUCCAGCAGGUCAGUACCGCUUCGGAGCGGCUGGACUUCAUGUAUUCUCUAUUGAGGGACACCUUGCCACGAUGGAGUUGAUAUGAAGAUGAAGUUCUCAAAUUUCAAUUUAAAAAUUUAUCUUCCGCUAUUGCCAAUUCUCCACAGCUGGGAUGUGACACUAGUGGUUCCUUGUUAAUAAAAAUUCCCCACUCAUCCCGAUCCCCAGAGCCCCAAACCCCAAGACCCCAAAAGUCUCAAAUUCCCAUAACCCCAAGCUUAUCUUAGAACUUACCAUCUCAAGGUCCUUUACCCUUAUUUCCACAGCCUUGCAUAGUGAAAUAAAUGCUUUUAUGUACGCAGAAGCCUAACUUUAAACCCAAUAAUAUAUUCUUUCCCCAAACUCCUUUCUGAUUAGACCUUUACCCUUUAAUCCUUGACAUCUUAAGACUCUCUGAGCCCUUUGAUACCCUAACCCCUUUCAGACAUCAUGGCCUUGGAUCAGUGGACCUUUCUUCCGACUUCCCCCAACAUCUCAAUCCCCGAGCCCCUCAUGUAUGACAGCUACUUUCAGGGGAAUGAGUCCUACUUGGACCAGAACAUCACAGAGACCCGGGAGCCUCACCAGGACAAGACCAGCUCUGUGGUCAUCACCUUCAUUUACUUCAUUGUAUGCGCUGUGGGGCUGUGCGGCAACGCCCUGGUCAUUUAUGUCAUCCUGCGCUAUGCCAAAAUGAAGACAGUGACCAACAUCUACAUCCUGAACCUGGCAGUAGCAGAUGUACUGUGCAUGAUGAGCCUGCCAUUCAUCGCCAUGCAGCUGGCGCUAGUGCACUGGCCUUUUGGAGAGGUGCUGUGCAGAGUGAUCAUGACUGUUGACUCUCUCAAUCAGUUCACCAGCAUCUUUUGUCUGAUGGUGAUGAGCAUCGAUCGAUACCUGGCUGUGGUCCACCCUAUUAAAUCCACAAAAUGGCGCAAACCCCGCGUAGCCAAGCUUACUAACCUGACAGUAUGGGGCGUAUCCCUGUUAGUUAUCCUACCUACUAUGAUCUUCAGUGGCCUUGACAAGGUGCCGGUAUGUGGGAUUGUGUGGCCAGAGCCCCAGGAUGUCUACUAUACAGCCUUCAUAAUCUACACCUUCUUCAUAGGAUUCUUCCUGCCGUUGGCAGUCAUAUGUCUGUGCUACCUGCUCAUUAUAGUCAAGGUAAAGUCGUCAGGCAUGCGAGUGGGUUCCACCAAGCGCAAGCGUUCUGAGCGCAAGGUGACGCAGAUGGUGUCCAUCGUGGUGGCAGUAUUUGUCCUCUGUUGGCUGCCUUUCUACAUAUUCAACGUCACUUCAGUCACCAGCUCCAUCAAUCCCACCUCCGCUGUGAAGAGCACCUUCGACUUUGUGGUGGUGCUCGGCUACGCCAACAGCUGUGCCAACCCCAUCCUGUAUGCCUUCCUGUCGGAUAACUUCAAGAAGAGCUUUCAGAAUGUCCUGUGUCUGAAAAAGGUGGCGGGCCUGGACGAGAUAGAGCGCAGCGACAGCAGGGCGGACAGGAGCAGGAUGGUUAAUGAUGCUAUAAUCAUCAACGCGAACUUGGAGACUCACAAUGCUGCCCUGCUCAAUGGCGAGUUGCAGACCAGCAUCUGAGACAUGGCAAGCAGAUUCAGGGAGGCCUGAAAGAUUAAGCAGUGGUGCUUCCAGACUGAUGAGCUGCCAGUACACUGCUAGUGACCCCUGUUCAAAGAUGCGGGGGCAUGAGGAUGAUAUAAUAGUUGCUGCUCAUGGACACAUGAACAAAGUCUAAGUGAAAAAUAAACAAUUUUGUAAGUGUUUGCAGAGGUCAGGGAAAGUACACUGACUCCAGCUCAAACUCUCUUUGGGUUAACGAGGCAACGUGAAAUUGUAGGCCCUGAUGCAGACAAAAAUGUAUGAAGUGAUAUUCAGCACAGCAGAGACAAGUGAUGUUGAAAUCAAACAUAAAUAAAUAAUGUUUGAUUGUGCUGUGUAUGCCUUCCAGCAUUGAGGUUCCUGUCAGAAGUCAUGCAGCCUGAACUGAGAAAUAAGACACAGGAUCUGAAAAUGGACCCACUGGAGAAAUACUGGGGCUACUUCACCCAUGGUAGAGAGAGAUCUGGGGGAAAUGAGCACUCCUAUGCUGUCCUUGAGGGAGUGGUUUGAGAGCUAUAAAGGGUCGGCAUUGAUUUCUCCAAAUGUGGAAAUACUGCUGAAGAAGUCAGCUAAAUCUUUCAGUGGAGAACAGCCAACAAUGUAAUUCUAUAGAAACUUUGAAAGACAGAAAUCUAAAACCGCAAGUCAAGGGUGAAAAGGUUCAUGGUCAUGUUUUAUUCAUACAAGCUGAUUAGUCUGGUCUUGUGAUUAUCAGGGCAACAAAAUGUCAAAGCCCCCCAACAAUGAAGGAUGCUCUUUUCUCUUUUUUGCCAGCGUCUCUGCAGGAGGAGCUGCAUUGAUCUGUAAAACUCUCGAAUUGAACAUCCUGGAUUAUUGAUUACUUCGAAGGAUGGGAAAACAUCUUGGCGGCUGCUCUGACCUUGCUAUCUAUAUAACAGCUUGACUCUGUACAUACAACAUGGUCAACAUCAUGGGGAAAGUUCUUGACACGAACUCUGUGUCAAAUUAAUUUCAAAGGAAUUCCCUGCUGUAAAGUUCUGUAUUCUUGUCAUGCAUCAAGGACAACUCUAAAACAAUGUUUGUGGAACCCAUUAAAUGUACUUUAUACUUCACUGUAUAUACAUAUUCACAUGGUCUUAACAAUAUUUCUCCCUGUGCCAGCGGUGCCAUUGUAAAGAGCCCAUUUCUACUUGUAAAGUGCUGUGUUUUGACAUUGUAAGAUUUCCUCCUGAGUUGAUGUUGAAUUGUGGUCACUACCCUCAGCUACACUUUUGGCUCAGCCAACGUGUGCUUGCAAAGUGCUGAAAUUUCACAGAGGGCAGAAAAAUGUGUCAUGUCGUCAAACGGGGAGAAAGAGACGAGAUAAGGGGACAGUAAGAAAAGGAGAUGAAUUGCUGUAUUAAUACAGAUGACAGAAAGAGCUAUGUAUGUGAUGUGAGUGAUAAAGAAAAACAGAAAAAGAAAGACAUACCUAUAUAAUUAAUUCAGAAAUAGUUACAAGCCUUGUAAUGGCUGUUUUGGAAGGUGCCCCCUCCUCGACAACAACUGCUCCAAGUCUGAUUGUAUUUCUUAAGUUGUAUUCUCACUCGUAUGUAUCAAUAGGUCAAAAACAUUCAACGGUUUAGCAGUAUGGGUCAAGCUCCAAAAAACAACAGAUUUCAUAUUUCCAAAGAUAAAACUGGAUUCAUUCACACAUCUUUUAAACACCGCACCCACAGUGCUUUCACACGUUACAUCUACGCUAACUCAAAAACGUUGAUUUAGCAUUAAGUUUUUCAUACUGUACAUUCCCGCCACUUAUUGUUAAAAUAUUAAUUGUACGCUCACGUUAUUGCACACCAAAUGCCACAAACAGUGUUGUAUUAACCUCUCAAGAGACCUAGACUCAAUGUAUCUGGCAUCUCUCCAUGGCAUUCAAUUCAGCAGCUAUUGAGACAUGUGAAUAUAGCUCCAGUAUAUACAGUAUCCCUGUCAUCUCUGCUGUGGCUUCUUAAGAGAAGAUUGACAGGGUACCAGAUUGGUUAAUGUAAUAAUCAAUCAAUCAAUCAGUGAAAUGUCAUGGAAUUCCCAUGUUUUAUUCAGCCAUUAUCUUGAGAAUGUUACCAUGCUAACAGAUAAGCAAGUUAUUAGGGGACUGUCCAUUGUUCCCACGGCUUGUGAAGCCCCAAUAGUCUGAAAAAAUCUGACGGGACCAAAAGGUCAUUUGACAGGUUGUUUUCACGAAAACAAACACACAUUGCUCCGAAGGGCUAAAAACUCCUGCCUUACUCUGCCUCUGAUUGGUUAGUACUCUUCGCCUUUGUUGCUCGGGUUGGUCAGGUGUUAGCAUGAGA